GUUCUUUCAUGAGGUGGAGGUUGAUGUUGAAGAGAACAUUGCUAGUAUUUUUUGGGCAGAUGGGAAGAUGAGGAUGGAUUAUCAUUAUUUUGGUGAUUCAAUUAGUUUUGAUACUACUUACUGGACUAACAAAGAGUAUCGGCCACUAGCUUUGUUUGUUGGUUUCAACAAUCAUCACCAACUGACUGUCUUUGCUGCUGCUCUUCUCUAUGAUGAAACAACGGCAACAUUUGAAUGGCUUUUCGAUCAGUUUUUGAAAUGCAUGGGAGGUGUGAGACCGUUAUCAAUGUUUACUGACCAGGCU
Messenger RNA from Linum tenue, 304 nucleotides. The record is from the annotation of a GenBank genome assembly. NCBI's taxonomy places the organism in Eukaryota, Viridiplantae, Streptophyta, Magnoliopsida, Malpighiales, Linaceae.